Cajanus cajan (pigeon pea) is the source of this 544-nucleotide messenger RNA. The record is from RefSeq and is a predicted model, not a curated record. NCBI's taxonomy places the organism in Eukaryota, Viridiplantae, Streptophyta, Magnoliopsida, Fabales, Fabaceae.
AUAAGCACAGGGAAACUAGUAUCCCUCUCAGAGCAAGAGCUAGUGGAUUGUGACACAAAAGGAGUGGACCAAGGGUGUGAAGGGGGUUACAUGGAAGAUGGGUUUGAAUUCAUCAUAAAGAAUGGUGGAAUCAGCAGUGAGGCUAAGUACCCUUACAAGGCAGUUGAUGGGACAUGCAACAAAGCAGAUGCAGCCUCCCCAGUGGCUCAGAUUAAGGGCUAUGAGAAGGUUCCUCCCAACAGCGAGAAGGCACUCCAAAAAGCAGUGGCAAACCAACCAGUGUCCGUUUCUAUUGAUGCAGAUGGUGCAGGCUUCAUGUUUUACUCAAGUGGGAUUUACAAUGGAGAAUGUGGAACACAGCUAGACCAUGGUGUCACUGCAGUUGGUUAUGGCACAGCUAAUGGAACUGAGUAUUGGCUUGUCAAGAAUUCAUGGGGCACACAGUGGGGUGAGCAAGGUUACGUGAGGAUGCAACGUGGUAUUGCUGCCAAGCAUGGUUUAUGUGGAAUUGCCUUGGAUUCAUCUUAUCCAACUGUUUAAAUAG